UCAGAUUUUCAAAAAAUAUCCUAUGCUGUAAUCUCGGUUCUGUGUUUUCAAGAAAAACUUAAUUUAAUAAAUUUGUCCCUUACACAUUCCUAGAUGUAUUCGAGUAAUUAAUACAAAUGUUGACGCAGCUGUUCAAAUUAUCCGUGUGUCCUGUUUUAAUUUUACGGUGUAUUAUUUUAUGUACUACAAUAUUGUAAAUAUAUACGUGUAUAAAAUAAGUUAUGUAUUAAAUAUUAAUUUUUCCAUUUAACCUUACUUCUGUGUUAAUCUACUGUAAUAAUAUAUUUAUAUAUUUUUUUAAACUCAUUAAAUUUCAUCAAAUUUACUUAAACAUGGCCGAUUUGUCUUACGCAUUUCCGUUGGUACUCUUAUUAGUCGUUGUUAUGACCCAUUUUUGUAUACAUAAAGUUGAGGAAGGAAAUGUUGCUAUUUACUACAGGGGUGGAGCAUUAUUAUCUCAAAUAAGUGAUCCUGGAUACCAUAUUAUGAUGCCAUUUCUUACCUCUUUCCGAUCUGUGCAAGUAACACUCCAAACAGAUGAAGUAAAAAAUGUCCCUUGCGGAACCAGCGGUGGAGUCAUGAUAUACUUUGACAGAAUUGAAGUUGUUAACAUAUUAUGUGUGGAUAGUGUUUACGACAUUGUAAAAAAUUACACAGCAGACUACGAUAAAACAUUGAUAUUUAAUAAAGUACACCACGAACUUAACCAAUUUUGCAGUGUUCAUAAUUUGCACGAAGUGUAUAUCGAUUUGUUUGAUCAAAUUGAUGAAAACCUCAAAAUAGCCCUACAGAAAGAUUUAACAGAAAUGGCUCCUGGACUUAAAGUACAUUCUGUUCGUGUUACCAAACCUAAAAUACCAGAAACUAUUCGCAAAAAUUAUGAAAUAAUGGAAGCAGAAAAAACAAAAUUGCUUAUUGCUACACAACGUCAGAAAGUUGUUGAAAAAGAGGCGGAAACCGAACGUAAACGUGCAAUUAUUGAAGCAGAAAAACAGGCACAAGUAUCAAAAAUUGAAUUUGAACAAAAAAUAUUAGAAAAAGAAUCUAUAAAGCAAAUAUCAUUGAUUGAAGACAUGAUUCACUUUGAAAAAGAAAAAAGUGCUGCUGAUGCUGAAUUUUAUAAGAAAAAAAAGGAAGCAGAAGCUAAUCAACUUUUGUUUACUAAUGCAUUUAUGGAGAUUAAACGUAUAGAGUCUUUAGGCAAUAACACAAAAUUUUAUUAUGGUCCUGAUAUACCUAAAAUAUUUUUGCAGAAUGUUGCCCCAAUGCACUGAAUUCAAUGUAGCUCUAAUGUAUAUUUAUAUAUUUUUUUUUUUUUUGUACAAAAAUAUUAGCUAUGAGACUAAUAAAAAUUAAUUUUACUAUUAUAGUAUUAUGAUACUAGUCAUAUAUAUUGUCACAUGAUAUGUUGCCAACAGGUAAUUUGUAUAUUUUGAUAAUUCUUUUUAAAUCAAUUUGUUCACUUUAAAACAACUUUAUUGCAAGUACUACGUAUGUUUAUUAUGCAAAU
Molecule: messenger RNA, 1510 nt
Organism: Adelges cooleyi (spruce gall adelgid)
Lineage: Eukaryota; Metazoa; Arthropoda; Insecta; Hemiptera; Adelgidae
Product: erlin-2-like
Exons: 7
Coding region: 333-1274 (313 amino acids)
Biological process (GO): SREBP signaling pathway
Cellular component (GO): endoplasmic reticulum membrane; endoplasmic reticulum
Molecular function (GO): ubiquitin protein ligase binding; cholesterol binding
Source: RefSeq, a predicted model, not a curated record